AUGUCCGAUCACAUUUCACAAAAAUGUAAGAGCAUACCUAUAACAAACUUACCCACGAAAAUCUGCAAUGUCGAACCAGUACCUGAGCCACCUCCACCAAACCCUUGCACCUUGCAACGAAUAAAACAAAAGGAAAAAGCUGGUAUCAAAAUAUGUCCAAGGAUUCCUGUAGAACAACCGCCACCACCAGCCCCCUGCGUUGCAAUUUGUAUCGAAAAAAUAAAGAAUCCACCCGUACCUCCAAGUGCAAAUGAACCUAUAGUAUGUGUCGUGCAACCGGAGAAAACGACCACAGAGAGAUGCGAUGCUAUUUUGGAUGCAGUUGCUGCACACCCUGAUCUACCCUGGCCUGGUUGUGCGCCCAACCCUUUACCUCCACCUCCACCAAAAUACGACCCUUGCGAAGAACAGCUGAGGAAACAGAAAAUCGAAGAGUGCAAAAAACGAAAGCAACGGUACUUAGAGUGACCAUGGAUAGAAUACUGAAAACCGUUAUCAACAACAAAAUAGAUUCUAUGAUAGAGAAAGUCAGAGAUAAAUUUUGUCAAGAAUUUGGCGAGUGUGCUAAUACAAGAACGUUAAGUGUGGAAUCCACUGUUGAACAACAGAUUGAAUCUUCAAAAAACUUCGAUAAGCAUCUAAACGAAUUGGAAACUUUGAUAAAGCAGUUAAAAGAUGACAUAGAAGUUUUAUCAAAGAAUGCAGAUAAACAAAGUACUAAAGAGAUUACAACCAAAGAAGAGAAAAAUCGGAAAAAUAGAGAAAGUGUUAACGACGAAGGCUAUAGGACGACUGGGUGUCCCAAAAUAAGCCUGAUUGACUAUCCAGAUGAAACUUUAGGAACGCUUAAAGCUGAUGCAAUGGAUUUAAAUGAAAAUCCCAAUAACGCGAUCGAAGAUGGUAAAAUUAAUCAAGAUAAUAAAAGCGAUGCCAGUGAAAUGCGCAAUAAAAAAUUAGGCUCGUUGGUAAAUGAACAAAAUUUUGAAUUAUACGAUAAAUGGGCUGGAAUUUUUAAACAAGCUACUGAUUAAUUUAUAUGUUCUUUCUGGUUCGCUUUCAAACUCACCGAUCACUUUACACUUACAGAUUAUAAUCGAGCUAUAGCAUACAAUUCUAUAACGCCAAUGUAAAAUUGUCACCGAUCUAUAAAAUAAACCGAAAAAAAUAGAAA
Molecule: messenger RNA, 1171 nt
Organism: Bombyx mori (domestic silkworm)
Lineage: Eukaryota; Metazoa; Arthropoda; Insecta; Lepidoptera; Bombycidae
Product: actin-binding protein WASF1
Exons: 1
Coding region: 1-468 (155 amino acids)
Source: RefSeq, a predicted model, not a curated record